UCUCUCGAUCUCUAUAUAAACAACCUAGAUCCAACGGGAUGAUUGUACUUUUGUUGGAGAAACAGGCUUUAAUCAAUCAAGUGAUCAGUUGGCUACCAAAAUUUGACGGAGAUAAAAAUUUUACAUUCACUCCUGACAAAGAUUGUCGAACCAAAUGUGGAAAUGUUACAAUUUCCUUCCCCUUCGGGUUAAAACAAGGUUGUUAUCGAGAUGAAUACUUUGCUCUAACAUGCAAUGAGACUUUUCAUCCGCCAGCUCUUCUAUUUCUAGACGAUUAUGUAGUGAACAAAAUUUCAUUGAAGGAAGGGCAACUGGAGUAUAAUCCUGAUCCUCUUCAUUAUUAUAUUCACCUAUCGUCUACGCAUUCACAUUUCACUAUUUACAAUGCUACAAUAAUCAUGACAUGGGUAAUCGCCAAUCAAUCCUGUGAGGAUGCUGCAAAAGAUAAGAGCACCUUCGCAUGUGUCUAUCAAAACAGCUCUUGUUUGGAUGUAAAAAACAAAGGGUACAUAUGCAUAUGCAAAGAUGGCUACGAUGGAAAUCCUUACCUUCCUGAUGGAUGUCAAGAUAUUGAUGAAUGUAAUUCUACUACAAAAGUUUGCACCGGAGAUUGUAUAAAUACAGAAGGAAGUUACAGGUGCACAUGUCCUAGGGGAACAUCUGGUGAUCCUAUUGGAGGAACAUGCCUCCCCGACAGAAGGAUUGCUCUUAUAUUGGGUGUCAUCCUUGGUGCUAGCAUUGGAACAAGUCUCUUGCUCCUCUGUGUAACAUUGGUCAUCGUAGGAAAGAAAUGGAAGCAAAGAAAUCAAAAGAAAAUCAGACAAAGGAAUUUUCAUCAAAAUCAUGGUUUACUGCUUCAACAAUUAAUCUCUACAAGUGACCAUGUUGAUGAGAGAACAAAUAUAUUUUCUCUUGAAGAGAUAGAAAAGGCAACAAACAAUUUUGAUGAAACUCGAAUACUUGGAAGGGGAGGACAUGGUACCGUAUACAAAGGGAUUCUAUCAGAUCAACGAGUUGUUGCCAUAAAAAAGUCAAAGAUGGUUAAAAAAAGUGAGAUUGAUCAAUUCAUAAACGAGGUUGCGGUUCUUUCUCAAAUCAAUCAUAGGAACGUAGUUAAGCUUUAUGGAUGUUGUUUGGAAACUGAAGUUCCUUUGUUGGUUUAUGAAUUUAUCUCCAAUGGAACUCUUUCAGAUCAUCUUCAUGUUUCACAAGGUGAAUCCAAAUUAUCAUGGGAUGAUCGUCUUAGAAUUGUCACAGAAUCUGCCGGAGCACUUGCCUACUUACACUCAGCGGCUUCUAUAUCUAUUUUCCAUAGGGAUGUGAAGUCAUCAAAUAUUCUUUUAGAUGAUACAUUUAAGACGAAGGUAUCAGACUUUGGAGCAUCAAGAUUUAUUCCUCUUGAUCAAACACAUAUAACUACUGCUAUACACGGUACCUUUGGGUACUUGGAUCCGGAGUAUUAUCAAACUAGUCAGUUGACAGAGAAAAGUGAUGUCUAUAGCUUUGGAAUUAUUCUUCUUGAACUUUUAACAGGAAAGAAGCCUAUAUACUCAAUUAAUAUUGAGUCACAACAAAAUCUAGCAAUGAAUUUCUUUCAAGCAAAAAGAGAGAACACAUUGUUUGAUUUGGUAGAAGAACGUGUUUUGCAAGAAGGGACAGAGCCAGAGUUUCUUGAAAUAAGUAGUUUGAUAGAAACAUGCUUGAGUUUGAAAGGUGCAAAAAGGCCUUCAAUGAAGGAAGUUGAGUAUAAAUUGCAAAGUAUGAGAAAGACUAGAAUGAAAAGGAAAGGAGUUUGUAUACCAGAAGGCAACGAGGAAAUUGAAUGUUUACUCACUAUGUCAUCUCAAUCUUCCUCAGAAUUGAUGAAUCACAUAAGUCAAGGAAAUUCUAGGAAUUAUAGCUAUGAGAAGGAGCUCAUGUGGUCACAAAAUUGUGCUAGGUAAUUUGUUUUAUGUAUGUAAGCAUGUGUAAUUUGCAUCUUUUUUGUUAUCUCUUGAACUUUG
Molecule: messenger RNA, 2003 nt
Organism: Zingiber officinale
Lineage: Eukaryota; Viridiplantae; Streptophyta; Magnoliopsida; Zingiberales; Zingiberaceae
Product: wall-associated receptor kinase 3-like
Exons: 4
Coding region: 39-1943 (634 amino acids)
Biological process (GO): cell surface receptor signaling pathway; protein phosphorylation
Cellular component (GO): plasma membrane
Molecular function (GO): ATP binding; calcium ion binding; polysaccharide binding
Source: RefSeq, a predicted model, not a curated record